Molecule: messenger RNA, 4549 nt
Organism: Pieris rapae (cabbage white)
Lineage: Eukaryota; Metazoa; Arthropoda; Insecta; Lepidoptera; Pieridae
Gene: gem
Product: transcription factor CP2
Exons: 19
Coding region: 783-2765 (660 amino acids)
Biological process (GO): regulation of transcription by RNA polymerase II
Cellular component (GO): nucleus
Molecular function (GO): DNA-binding transcription activator activity, RNA polymerase II-specific; RNA polymerase II cis-regulatory region sequence-specific DNA binding
Source: RefSeq, a predicted model, not a curated record
GAAGAGAAAGACAACGAAAUAUACUAAAAUAUAGAUCAAAAAUAUACAACGACCCUGAGACGGAAGUUGUGUUAUAUAGUACAUCACUAACAUUCAUCAUAAAAAAUUGUAAUAGCGCCAUCUAUUAUAAAAAAUCCGAAACACUUCAAGUCUUAAUGUGUAGAGAGGCCAUAGUCAUAUUGGAAGAUCUCAUUAAAUCAAAUACGUUGCAGGCAAUCUCGAAUAUUCUCCAAUUGCAACAAUUAAUUUAAAUCUAAAAGUGUUUACUCACAAGUGCAUUGUAUUAUCGAACGGUUGACAACUUUCGAGUUUUAGUGUAUUAGGAGGCAAUAGAUGCGAUGGAACUAUAAUUAAAUAGUGCCUCGAUUUUUAAAAUAAUACUAUCAAACUCUUGAAAGAAAGAUUUUAACAAGUGAAGUUCAGGCAAAAACAAAGCAAAUGUCAUCCUGAAUAAAAACUUUGUCGAAAAUUUAGCAGUACCGUUUCAAUUGUGUCCUAGUGUAUACAGAGGUAAAUUGGACUAAGUACACCUGAAUAGGCUUGUUAUUAGUGCGUUCCUUUUGAAAGGGUACUUGUAAACACUUGAAAAAAGAUACCGUAACCAGUGAAGUCCAUCGUGAGGUAUACGGAGAACCAUUUCAAGAGUGUCGUUAGUGUUUACAGAGGCAAAACUGGACUAAAAUUGCCUUGACCGUGGAGUAUUGUUUUUGGGAUACUUUUAAAUCCUUGAUUAAUCCGAGAACAGCGAGAGGCAGAUAAAGGAAGAGUUUACUUUAACAAAAAUGGUGGAAGACACAACGCAAAACGGUGAUAGGAUGUCUGCAGCUGCCGUUUUGCAAUACGCAGCUCGGGAAGCAAGAGAAGGCAGGCGGUUCGCGGAAUUUGGUGCCCAUGCAUUCGCAAGCAUCACCUGCAACGCUUAUGCAUCCCUGGGUGAGAUGGCUGGCAGUGGCAGCUCCUCCUCAUCACACAUGUCUCCCGGGUGGCAGGUCAACGACCUGGAUCUGGAUCUACCCGGAGAGUUGACUAUGAACGAGGCCUUGCUUUCUUUGCCAUCACUGGCAGUGUUCAAGCAAGAAGCGCCGUCUCCAACUGGGGCCGUACUGUCACCCCCACGUCGGGCCUGGCCCCCAAGACGACAGAAUGAGAGACAGAUCACAAACUUGAUUGUUGAUAAUCGGGAACCGAUGGACGAAGGUUGUGAGGAGUCACCGCCUCAUAAUAACAUAAUGAGUCAGCAUUCUAACAGCCCAGAAAGCAUGCAGUGCCAAACAAUGGCGCCCACCAUGAUGGAUAUGAGCGGAUAUAACUCGCCAAACGAGCAUGACAAUAAAAAUGCGGGGCUAUUGAUGUGUUCUCCCAGUUCUUUUGACGGCUUCCUUCAGUCGCCUGUUCGCUCUGAGACCAGUUAUAAGGAUGACUCCAGAUUUCAGUACGUCCUGGCUGCAGCGACAUCUAUAGCCACUAAACAGAACGAGGAAACUUUGACAUAUCUGAACCAAGGACAACCAUAUGAGGUUAAGCUGAAGAAAUUGGGCGAUCUGUCACAUUCUAAAGGAAAAAUAUUAAAGGUAAAGAGUGUGAUAAAAAUUUGCUUCCACGAAAGAAGACUUCAGUAUAUGGAGAGGGAACAGAUUGCGCAGUGGCAUGCCCAAAGGCCUAGCGAGAGGAUUAUUGAGGUCGACGUCCCAUUGUCGUACGGAGUGACGCGCGUUGAGCAGCCGUCCGCGUUGAACUCUUUGCACGUGUAUUGGGACCCUACAAAGGACGUUGGGGUGUAUAUCAAGGUUAAUUGUAUAUCCACUGAAUUCACGGCGAAGAAACAUGGCGGCGAGAAGGGCGUGCCGUUUCGUAUACAGGUUGAAAGUUAUUUGGCGAGCGAGGAGUCGGUUCGGCUUCACGCAGCCGCCUGUCAGAUUAAGGUUUUCAAAUUGAAGGGCGCUGAUCGUAAACACAAACAGGAUCGGGAGAAGGUCAUGCGCCGUCCGCCGUCUGACAUCGAUAAAUACCAACCUGGAUGUGAGGCAACGGUUCUUACUACGCUCUCAAAUGACGCUUUGAUGCCUCCACUGGUUGUUACAACAUCACCACCAUACUCUCCUGAAUUGUGCUCACCGAAAGUGGCAAGCCCUGGACCGAACAAGCCUGUGCUGUCACAGCCAUCUAUCAUCACAACGAACCAGAUGAAAGCCUUGUACUGUCAAGAUGCCCCCGAGGUUAAAGUGGCAACAUCGUGUCACUCGCCCGGCGCCAUCUUGCCCGACUUUCCGCAGCCCACAGAUAUUGACAAUGACAAGAAUAAUGGUCUCUCGAAGGAGGCAUCGUCGGCUGACACGCAAGCAUGGCUGACACGCCACCGUUUCGCCCAACACGCGGCUACGUUUAGUAACUUCUGUGGGGCCGAUCUGUUGCGCCUCUCUCGGGACGAUAUAAUACAAAUUUGUGGGCUGGCUGAUGGUAUACGACUAUACAACGCUCUUCAUGCGAAACGCAUCGAACCACGCCUAACAGUGUAUGUAUGCGCUAGUGGUUCAAACAUAUUCAGCGCAUUGUAUCUCGAUGCAUACGCAGCCAGCGAAUUACUCAUCAAGCUGAAGGGGCUUUUGCACAGUGCAGCCGCCAAGGAAUGCGACACAGUACUUGUGUCGGGACCGAACGGCGCAAGAGUUCGUUUAACGGACGAACUCGUACGACAUCUCCCGGAUUCGUCCACUUAUAAACUUGAACAUGUCGAAAACUCGCUUCUACUGAGUCCAACUAACUAAAGUCUAGUUGAAAUUACGCGGUAAUCGUAAUCCCGUAUAUUAAACGUUCGAAAAUAGCUUAACGGUAAUAGGAAGAAUAUUACGGUAAUACUGUUUAAUUAGGGAUAAUCAUUAUUACCGGAUAUUACUGAGAUGAUUGAAAAUAACUUUACGGUAAUAGUAAUGUCAAUGACAUGUUACUUGAUAAGCCGUGAAUGAAGGCAUAUAUAUUAAAUGUCAAAAUCCUUCUGGAGAUUAUUAUAUUAAUACUUUUUAAGUAGUUUUAAAAUAAGUAAUUUUAUUAACAUUUAGUUGUAAUUUAUGGACAAUUCUCCACACGGCACGAUUAAAUGUCAUUUUUGGCGCAAGUCAGUCUGUCACCUCUCUAUUCUCACUGCUAGACAUUGGACACUGUCUAUUUAUAUUAUUGGUUUAGAAGAUCUUACCUAGCUAAAUUAUUAAUAUGUGAUAUGAUCUAUAUCUCGUGUUUUAUAUCUGAAUUCUGGGCCUAUACAAAUUUGUGGCAAUAUAAAUUUUAAUAAAACAAUUGUGGGGAAUUAUCCAUAAUUGUUUUUAUUACUGUAAUUUGCAUUACUAUUUGGGGACCAAAGUCUUCGAUUAAUUUUAAUCUAGUUUUAACUUAGUUAAGGUAAAUCAUAAAUCUUUUUUGUUUCUUUAUAAAAAUAAAAACAUUAAAAACUAAAUAAUAUCUAGUAUUGUACAAUUAGAUUAAAAAACUAUGAUGGGUAACCCGUCGUAUUACUAGCUACGACGACUGGAGCUUAACCUCGUUGAUCGAUCAGUCGUAAAAGCUAAGUGUUUCGUCUUUUCUAUACAGUUGCAAAAUAUGUCUGCUACACGAAGGAUUUAACGCGUGACCCAUCAUAGUUUCAGCGAGUGAAUUUUAACGGCGUUGAUUAGUAUGAGUGAGCUAAAUAGGCAACAUUAAUUAUAGCUACAUAUAAGAAAACAAAUCCUACCCAUCAUAGUUGUACCCACGACUAGUGUGGCUUAACUUCUUUAUUCGAUACAAGCAAAAUUCCCGGAGGCAUAUUUUAAAGGAAAUAUUUGUAAAUAAAACUUACUACGAAUAGUUAAAAUAUGGAAACCAUAUCAGGGACCAAUUUACGUUAAGCCCCAAGGAUUUUAAGGUCUCCUUGGUGUCCACCAGUACUAGAAUUAGUGUUUCUGGAGAUUUGGUGCCAACGAUAUUAACUGUUUACUUAAAAAAUCACAGUCACACUACCCACAUUUUUUGCAUUUUUUUAACCUACCCACAUUUGAUGUAAUUUUCUAACCUACUCACAUUUUUGUUUACAUUUUACACGUUUAUCUAAGGGUUCCUAUAAUUAACUAAUCGUUGCCUUCUAUAGUUCGUUGAUUACGAAAAUGUAUGUUAUAUUGAAAGUGGUGCCUUAGAUGUGCCUAUAUUAGAGUGUAAGCAUGUCAGAUCGUUCGAAGCAACGACCAGAUAGGCUUAUAGCAUAAGUAGCGGUUUAUGUGUGUCAAAAUUUUGACCAUCAAAUAGGCUUAGUUCACUAGUAAGUGUUUUAAAGCCUGUAUAACCCAUAUAUUAUAAUAAUUUACUGUUAGAUUAGCUUGUAGCACUAUAAGCCAGUAACAAUGAAGCUUUAGAUGCUUCGUUGGUGGAAUAGGGUUGGGGCACUAUUAUGCCAUAUCUAUUUUUAACUAAGAUAGUGGCACUUAAGUGUUAGAUCACGUAUGCGUGUUGCGAUACGGAGUAUUAACGUUUUAAUUCAUAAGUAAUACAUGUAUUUUGUUAAAAAUAAAUACAUUUUAUGUUA